CAGUGUGCACAGGUUGCCGUUAAAGACUCUUUGACAUCAAGAGGAAGGCUAGAAGGAUUCAUUUCAAAGUCUGAAGACUUUCAUAGAUUGAUGAAUUUCCUUGAAGCCAUUUAUAAGCUGACAUACAACACCGGUAUGGCAGGAGAUCCUUGUACUGUCCACUAUUACAGGAACCUAUUGGGCCAUAGAAGUGCUAAAGGACCAGUAAAAAAUGCAUAUAGAGCGUACAAGAUGCUUUAUUACACAAUACUUGAUGCCAUCUGCGUAAUACUCUUUAUGGACAAGUUGGGGUCAGCAGACAUAAGUGAUGUAACACUUCCAGAUUUUUCACAAAUGACACCCAAUGAUAGCAUUCAAUGGCUCAAUAGCAUUUGCCAGGAGCUGGUGAGGAAAUAUUUCUUUGAAAAUGCUGAAGACAUUGUUGAAGAAAUUAGAAACGUUCUUGAAAAUCCUCAGCAUGAGGAAAAUUACUGGACCUCGUCAAUAGAGAAUGGCCGUUUUAAGUGUCAUCAUUGUGAAAAGGAUUAUAAAAGAGUAAGUUCUUUAAAAGCGCACGAAUCUGGAAUGCAUGGAGUCUCUUUGAGUAACCCGAAGAAAAAGAAAGAACCCAGCAGUGAUGAAUUGCAAGAUUAUAUUUUAAUGCUUUUCAAACUCACUAUGCUCCUUCGGAACUUUGACAGUGGUGUAGAUAUGGGGGAUGGAGGACGAUGCAUAAGAUCUGCUAAGUAUGAGCUUCCAAUUUAUCAUAAGACAAACAAAAUCAAGUACACUAUCUGCUCCAUUCAUACGACUGCAUUAUCUUCAGGACUUCUUAACCCUGACCAGGAGGAGCGCUUUAUUGCAAACCGAUUUGUGAACAUCCAAGGUGGCAAGAAUAAUAAUAUUGCACUUGAUGAGUACAUUGAAAUGUUAAACAGGGACACCAAGGCAUCAUGUACAGGACACAAGACAAAAGACAGCAUAUUAAAACAUGCCAAAGAGUAUUUACAAAACAAUUUGAAGAGGCUGGUGAAUUGGGUCAAAAGGAUUUCAUCAUCUUCCAUCUUAUGCAACUGAUGUCGAGAAGGUGGUAAAGGAUUUAUUAGAGCAACACGUACU
Molecule: messenger RNA, 1098 nt
Organism: Magallana angulata
Lineage: Eukaryota; Metazoa; Mollusca; Bivalvia; Ostreida; Ostreidae
Exons: 2
Coding region: 91-1056 (321 amino acids)
Source: RefSeq, a predicted model, not a curated record